GCCCCUUUUAUUUAUCUCCUGCUGGUUCCCGUUGCCAUUGCCUCAUGGCUGCGGCUUCUCGUCCGGACAGUCCGGAGAUCCAGUAUGAGGAUGAUUUUUGGGAGUCUGCGUGGACUUUGCCACCUCUCACCGACCCAAGCUGGUGGGAGUCACGUCCUUAUGAGGAACGGCCACGCGACCGAUCCCCGAACUCGUUCGCCACACGUCGGCACAAGGGUGCCGAUGACACCGCCCGAGCUGCUCGGAUGGCGGUGAGUGUGGGCAAUGUAGUCUUUUUAGACUACGGAGAACGACCAAGGGUUGUGCAUGCCCGUUUGGUGCUGGCCGAAGUUGACAGCAGUACAUUCGAGUUCACGAUUGCAACGCCAGAUUUGGAUGUGUAUACCGAGAUCUUAGAUGGUAGCAAUCCAGAUCUCCAGCACUUUUACUUGGGGGGUCCAGGUGCAGGGCCAGGACCUUUAGCCGCAGCACCGGUUGAAGUUUGGGUUCUAGGAGGGUGUUGUGGUGGUCGCAAAAUUGGUGAGCAAGUAGUACCACCUGCCGGACUUCCUACGCUGGGUGACUAUGGGUUGAUGAGCAUGGUUGAUAUGGAUGGCAAUUCCAGAGCAGUUCUGAUUAAGAAGAUGGCGAUUGAUCAAAUUCCUGCAUUCUGCGACGAACGCAUCCAGUGUGCCAGGGAUGCAACCGCUGUUGACGGGGAAGAGAGAUCAGCUGCCGAUGACAUCAGGACAUUAUCUAUCAAAUAUACUGCCAGCGGUGAGAGACGAAGGGUUUUCAAAGAGUCCAUUGGGGAGCUCAUUCAAACGGAGAUGGAGGAUUUUCCGUAUGAGCCAAGGACGUGUUUACCCUAUCUGCAGGCCAUUGUCAAUGUCUCAGAGAGCGCUUACGGGCAACAUCUUCAAUGGAUACAACAGGCGAAGAUCCCGGAGAAGAUCCCGGAGGGAUCCAGGGCGAUCUAUGAGGAUGAAACCCUGGCGCAUAUAUUAGAUGUUGCAGUGUGCUAUGAUGGAUUGGCUGUCUGCAACCUGGCCAGCUUUGAGCUGCUGGUGCGUAGGUUACAUGCUGAUGCUCAAAUCCUCAAAGAGCGUCGCAAGUUGGAGGAAAACAAAGGAAAAGCUAAGGGCAAGCCGUCGAAAGGAGGAGCCUUGUGUGCGCUCCGGGCGGCCGGGUCAGCAUAUGAAGAUGGUGCUGACAUCGGCGUGGGAUCCGUUGUCAACAUGGAGCUGUCCAAGUUGUCUCUGCCUUCAGGUGGGGUCGCUGGCGUAUCCUUGGUUGACAGCUUGGAGGGUACCACCAAGAACAUGGUUGAGGACUUUGAAAAUUUCAUGCUUCAGGAUGCUGAUGCGUGGACGUUCAUUGAGGAUGAGUCAUGCAAAGUACCCCCAUACAAUGAUCAGCUUCUGUCCGCUAGAAAGGGCUAUCUCACUUUUCUUCGCCGUUUGUUUGAUGCUGGGGUCUUGGGUCACACUUCAAGAUGCCGUGGAAGAGUUGGGGCCUUUUGUGUUUCGAAGAAGUCUAAAUUCAUUGAUGGUGUGGAACAUAAAAGACAGCGUUUAGUGCUCGACUGUCGACAGACGAACUUGCAAUUCAGAGAGCCACCAAUGACGGAGUUGGGGAGUUUGGCAUCUUUAGGAAAUCUUCAACUUCCAGAGGGAAAGAAACUAUAUGUUGCAACAGCGGACAUUCGUGACUGUUUCUACGCGGUGAAUUGUCCUAUUGGCAUGUCUGAUUUCUUUUGCCUCAGAAGUGAUAUUACACCUGCAGAAGCCAUCUUCAUUUCCAAUGGUGCGUGGAGUAUUGAGGACAACACUCCUUUUGUUAGCCCUUGUAUCACCGUGUUGCCCAUGGGUUUUAGCUGGAGUUUCUAUCUUAUUCAGGUGUUACACGAACAAGCCACUAUGAAAGCUCUUGGUAUACCUCGCUCUUCUUUGAUCCUAGAAGGUCAGCCUGCCCCUGAUGUGGAUGACAAGUCAUGUUUGGCUAUGCCGUAUUGUGACAACGUUCAUACUAUGAGCACCGAUCCUCGUGUCUGCCAGGUUGGAUGUGAUGACGUCCAAGAGAAGCUCACUUCGAUGGGCUUUGAUCUGCAUGAGGAGACGGAAGCUUCGACAUAUUGUUGCACUUUGGGGGGGGUCAUUGAUGGGGACAAAGGGCAAGUGAGAGCGAGCAAUCAGCGCUUGUGGCGUAUUAGUUUGGCAUUUGAAUACCUUACUUUUGCUAAAGUUCAUCCAGCAUUGGUGCAAAAGAAGUGCGAAGCAUGGGCCAGUGGAAUGAGCGCUGGCGAUUUCGUCGCUUACCUGCCGCUGAGUGGGCUCCACGAAGACGAGCACAUCACACUCAAAGAAGGUAGAGCUUUGGUUUUAGCACUUAGGACGGUGGCCCCAGUAGCAAUGAAGUCAAGCAGACAGCUUCAGAAGUCUCACAAGCCAGUGCACAAAUCCGAAUGCCGAACUUUGAGAGCAGAUCUGAAGGUUCAGGUCGAGCAGAAGAAGAAAAGUCAGAAGAGUGCAAAGAGAGUGAUCGCAGACAAGAUGGCACCGCUGCCGGUGAGCAAGAGGCAGAAGCGUACCAUACAGGCGGCGAUAGUGCCGAAGGAUCCAGAGGACAAGAUGAUUGGGAAGUUGGCGCAAUCUCGAAAGGUGACCUUGCUGGGGAGCAAGAGUAUUUCCAAAGAGAGCAGAGUCCAAUACGGCCUAUACCUUCAGAGGUUCAAGGUUUUCUGUCAGGAGAGCGGGGUCCGGUGGCCUAUGCCCGACAUGGACGCAGACCCACUGAUGGCCGAUUUCAUGGACGUGAUGUUCCAGGAUGGAAGGUCAGCUCACGAGGGCGAAAAGACUCUUGCCGCUUUGGAAUUCGAGUUCGUCCAGCUCAAAGGCCGCAUGGUGCGCAGCCGUCGUGCCCUUCGAGGAUGGAGACGGGUAAUGCCGGCAACCAGCCGCCUUCCUCUUCCCAGGAUCAUGAUGCAUGGCCUUGCUAUGCAACUUCUGGCACAAGGGAAGCGAGACAUGGCUCUGAUGACUUUGGUAAUGUUCAACUUGUACCUGAGGCCUGGAGAAGCAGCAGACCUUUGCAAACGCCAUGUGGUAGCGCCAGUGAAGAUGGCAGGAAAUCAAUAUGCAUGGGUGACUGUGAUCAUCAGGGACCAGGAACACAAGAAGCCGGACAAGAUAGGUGUUUACGACAACAGCUUGCCUUUCGACAAGAGUCAGGAUCUUUGGUUGGGCAACCAGCUGCUACAGCAUGCCCAGUCAGUGAAGAGCAAAGAUGGGAAGCUGUUCAACUUCAAGAUGGAGGAGUAUCGUCGAGCUUUUGUGAAAGCAGGAGUGGACUUGGGUGUGCCCGGGCUACAUCCUUACCAAAUGAGACAUGGCGGGGCGACCGAGGACCUCACCUCAGGACGUCGCGAUUUCAACAUGGUGAAGAUUCGUGGCCGAUGGCGCACAGACCAAAGCGUCCGUCGGUACAACAAAGUGGGACGAGUUCAACAGCUGUUGAAUCAACUGAGUGUGUCAAGCCAAAG
This is a messenger RNA of Cladocopium goreaui, 3520 nucleotides long. The record is from the annotation of a GenBank genome assembly. NCBI's taxonomy places the organism in Eukaryota, Dinophyceae, Suessiales, Symbiodiniaceae.